Messenger RNA from Macrobrachium nipponense, 2243 nucleotides. Its product is annotated as 1-acyl-sn-glycerol-3-phosphate acyltransferase delta-like. The record is from RefSeq and is a predicted model, not a curated record. Gene Ontology annotation, molecular function: 1-acylglycerol-3-phosphate O-acyltransferase activity. Gene Ontology annotation, cellular component: endomembrane system. The coding region runs from base 165 to 1337 and encodes 390 amino acids. Lineage: Eukaryota; Metazoa; Arthropoda; Malacostraca; Decapoda; Palaemonidae. The transcript has 8 exons.
AUCCGUAAUCUAAUCCUGUAUGGGUGGAAUUGUGCGCAGUGCGGCUCUCGCUUGUGCAAAAUCAGCUGAUGUUAUUCGUCUGUUUCUUACGUUACUACGGAAAACGUCCUUUCCGUCAACACUAAGCGUCGUCCGAAACCUAUGAGAAUACAUUUAAAGACAGAAUGUGGGAAUUGGAGGACUUUACUGAGAUUCGCCGAUGGUAUGCACUCCACCUACUGUUGUGCGUCACAUUCUUCAUCUCAGGCUUGAUAAUCAAUGCCAUUCAGUUCCUUCUUUAUGUCACACUAAGACCCUUCAACAAGAGUCUUUAUUGCAGUAUAAACUACUAUCUCAUGUAUUCUACAAUGUCACAAAUUCUGUUUCUGGCAGAAUGGUGGUCAGACACAGACCUCAAAGUGUAUGCUUCAGAUGAAAGCUAUAAAUACAAGGGUAAAGAACAUGCCUUGCUUAUAAUGAAUCACACAUAUGAGGUGGAUUGGUUAAUGGGUUGGAUUGUUGCUGAUCGAUCACAAAUGCUUGGGAGUGCCAAAGUAUUUGUGAAAAACAUGAUGAGAUAUGUCCCCACAAUUGGCUGGUCAUGGAGGUUCUCCGACAUCAUCUUCCUCAAGCGUAACUGGCAAGAGGAUAGAACUGUAAUGUCAUCCCAAGUUCAAGAGUUUUUUGACUACCCAUAUCCUGUGUGGAUGCUUUUGUUUGCCGAGGGUACCAGAUUCACCCCAGCCAAGCAUGCGGCAAGUAUGGAAUUUGCCCGCAAGAAAGGCUUGCCCGAAUUGAAGCGACAUUUGAUUCCUCGUACCCGUGGCUUCAUCCAGUGUGUCCAGUCCCUUAAGGGCCACUUUCCAGUCAUUUAUGAUGUCACAGUUGGCUUUAAUACCAAAGAUGGAGAAGAACCAACAUUGCAGAACAUGCUACGGGGUAGGAAGGUCAAAAGUGAAAUGUAUGUGAGACGUUUGCCUCUGGAUGAAAUUCCCGAUGAUGAUGAAGGAGCUAUCAGUUAUCUUCAUGAGCUUUAUAGGUCCAAGGAUAAAUUACUAGACAGCUACAUCAAUACAGGGAGCUUUACCAAAGAAAAUGAUUUACCAGAAUACCCAUGUCAGAAGAUGCCAAGAAGAUGGUAUUCUCUCCUCAAUGUUAUAGGAUGGGCUGGUUUUGUCUUAUCACAAAUCCUUCGAUUUUAUUAUAAUCUUCUCACAAGUGGCUCAUUGAUAUCCAUAUCAUUAGCAGUUGGCAUUGCUCUUAUUGCAUAUAUUGGACUAUAUAAGAUGAUUGGCUUGACAAAAAUUGACAAGGGCUCACAGUAUGGAAGUACAGAUAACGACAAGAAAAAAGAUUAAUGUCUUCAUAUGUCUUUGUUUAGGCAGUAAUUCCCAUAGGGGAUUUUUUUUAUUACAUUGUUGAAAUCUGUCAAAACUUUACGAAGCUGAUUUGAAUAGUACAUGACUGUAUAAAAGAGAACUUUACAGUGAUUAGAAUUCUAAUUGCAAUAUCAUUGUUAGAAAAACUGUAGCACCUCAUGCACUUAAUUCUCUUGCUCAGAAAUUGAUUGUCAAAUGUUUAAUAAGAACAAACAACUGGUUUACCAAACUGCCAUUAGUUACGUACAGAAGAUUGUUUAUUACUGUAUAGGUUUGAGUGCUAAUAAAGCAUAUUCACCAAGUGAGGGGUUAUUGAGUAGACGUACAUAACUUUUUUUUUGUUAGCCUUUAUUAUGUAUAUAACUUCAUUUCUAUGUGAGGCAAUUGUUAGAAUUAUUUUUAGUUAGCAAGUUUCAGUUAAUUUGGUUAUAACAUUCAAAUGUUAAUUCCAGAAGGAAAUUGAUUUGAAUUUACAUUUUUAGCAAACUACAACAUCGAGUUUCAUCCAUUAUGUAAAUACUUGAUACUAAGAGUCGGUGAUACUUUUGCUGGUUUUAUUUAUGGAUAUUGCUAAGGUAAUUAGCAAUCUUUUUUUUUUUUCUUAGAAAAAUAUUCCAUUAUACUUGUCAUAGUUUUAUUUAUAUUACUUUCCUUAAGGGCAGAAUGCAGUGGUUAUUUAUUUUUCUGUGGUUCUAAGUCUUGAUGGGUAGCUGUCAGUUUUUAAAUGGUGGAGCAAAUUUAUUUUUAAGCUUCUUAGGUCUUACUAAAAAAAAUUAUAUGCACUGCAACAGUAACUCAGGGGAUGCAAGUGAUUGCAUCAUUUCUUUAAUAAAAAGAGAUACCCUACUAUUAGCAGGUUGAUCUUACUUUGCAUUCUGCAACAAA